Messenger RNA from Musa acuminata AAA Group (dessert banana), 3627 nucleotides. Its product is annotated as probable serine/threonine-protein kinase At1g54610. Lineage: Eukaryota; Viridiplantae; Streptophyta; Magnoliopsida; Zingiberales; Musaceae. Gene Ontology annotation, molecular function: ATP binding; RNA polymerase II CTD heptapeptide repeat kinase activity. Gene Ontology annotation, cellular component: cyclin-dependent protein kinase holoenzyme complex; nucleus. The transcript has 7 exons. The coding region runs from base 198 to 1754 and encodes 518 amino acids. The record is from RefSeq and is a predicted model, not a curated record. Gene Ontology annotation, biological process: positive regulation of transcription elongation by RNA polymerase II; protein phosphorylation.
UCGCAUCUUUUUAUCCGCGUACAACAACAACAACAACGAAUUAGCGAGGGGAGAAGCGCCGCGCCCCAACCCUAAUCCAGGACUCUUCCGUUGCCGGAGCUUCGAUUCACCCCCCGCCGAUCCCGCCCGGGGUUCCCCUCCUAUCUUCCCUCCGGGUGACGGCGGCGGCGGCGGCGGCGGCGGUGAUGAGCUGAGCCAUGGGCUGUAUCCUCGCCAAAGAGGCCUCCCCCUCGCCCAACCGCUCCUCCCUCGGCCAGCGGCGGCGGGAGAAGGUGGGCACUGCCGCUCCCGUUGGAUCCGGUAGCAAGUCCCAGGCCUCCCUCUCCAGGAUAGAGACCGCCGUCGAUGCCGCCCCGACCAACACCACCGCCACCGUCGCAGAGGUUCCCGAUCGACAGGAGAACGCGAAACGGCCGGAGGGACAACCUCCGGGGCGGCGCAGGCGGCAGAGGCUCGAGCCCAGGCUUAGCAAACCUCCUGGCCACGUCCACGGCGAGCAGGUGGCCGCAGGGUGGCCCUCCUGGCUCUCCAAUGUUGCCGGGGAGGCCAUCAAUGGAUGGACGCCCCGCCGUGCUGAUACCUUUGAGAAGAUCGACAAGAUCGGUCAAGGGACCUACAGUAAUGUUUACAAGGCUAGGGACAUGUUGACGGGCAAAAUCGUGGCUUUGAAGAAGGUCAGAUUUGAUAAUAUGGAGCCAGAGAGUGUGAAAUUUAUGGCAAGAGAGAUCCUUAUUCUACGGCGGUUGGAUCACCCCAAUGUGGUGAAACUGGAAGGUUUAGUGACAUCCAGAAUGUCUUGUAGCUUAUAUUUAGUGUUCGAGUAUAUGGAGCAUGACCUUGCUGGUCUUGCUGCGAGUCCCACGAUCAACUUUACCGAGCCUCAGGUGAAGUGUUAUAUGCGGCAGUUAUUGUUAGGAUUGGAGCACUGUCACAAUAAUGGUGUGCUACAUCGAGACAUUAAGGGUUCUAAUCUCCUAAUUGAUAAUGAGGGGUUACUUAAGAUUGCGGACUUUGGCUUGGCUACAACUUUUGAUCCUGACCACAAGCAACCGAUGACUAGCCGGGUGGUUACUCUUUGGUACCGAGCACCAGAGCUUCUCUUGGGAGCCACUGACUAUGGUGUGGGUAUAGAUCUUUGGAGUGCAGGCUGCAUUUUAGCAGAGUUGUUGGCCAGAAAGCCUAUUAUGCCUGGGAGGACCGAGGUUGAGCAGCUGCAUAAGAUUUUCAAGCUUUGUGGCUCCCCUUCAGAGGAUUACUGGAAGAAGUCAAAGUUGCCACAUGCCACCAUUUUUAAACCCCAGCAACCAUACAAAUGUUGCAUAAAGGAUACAUUUAAGGAUUUUCCACCAUCAUCAAUGCCAUUAGUCGAAACUCUUCUGGCAAUUGAUUCGGCUGAACGUUUAACUGCCACUGACGCACUAAUAAGUGAAUUCUUUAAUACUCCACCAUAUGCAUGUGAGCCAUCAAGCCUGCCAAAGUAUCCUCCAAGCAAGGAGAUGGAUGCUAAACUGCGGGAUGAAGAAACGAGAAGGUUGAAAAAUGGUGGUGGGAAAGCCAAUGUCAAUGGAACAAAGAAGACACGUGCACGUGAUCGAACUACAAGGGCAGUUCCUGCCCCAGAGGCUAAUGCUGAACUCCAAGUCAACAUUGAUAAUAUCAUUACAUAUGGUCUGGAAAUCCUUUUUCCAUUAUCGAGGACCAUCUAUUUUACUGAUAGCAAUGGACUCACUAACGUCCAGGAUUUAAACAACUAGCAUCCUACAGCCAAGGCAGGAGCUUCAGUGACCUCUUUUCUUUGGGGAUACAUGAUAUGGUGGGCUCUACAACAAUUAGGAAUUGAUGAAAAUAAGAAAUAACUUGCAUUGAAGUACUAUUUUUAGAAGUUCAGCAAUUUGAAAAUAGUAUAUUGACAGAAUGGAAGAGUUCAACAAGAAUAUAUGAGAGUAUGAGAUGAGGUAUAGGGUCUGAGGGAUCCCAGAUCAAAGAAAAAAUUUCUCCUCACCAAAAGACGUGUAGAUAUUUUUGUUAUAUAAAUGUUGAGAAUAAUCCAGACUCAGUCAGAUGAUUACUGAUACUAUUUAUGUAGCACACUUUGAAAGUUAUCAGCAUGACUAAUUUUUCUCUAGCAGAUUUGUUUUUAAAGGAAAUUGAAGAAUCCUUUUUAUACUCCAAAUUUAGCAAUUAAAAUUUUUACUAAACAUUGAUACAAAAAUUAAGUUUAAAACUAUUUAUUGCAUCCUUAAUCUUAUCUUAUUCGGUCUUAACCAAGGUUUGCAAUUCUGCCUCAUAUGGUUUGCUUUGGGUGGUAUUUACGUAGACCAGGAUAAACUGGGUGGUUUGCUUGGUACAGGGUAGUAUGGUCUCAGUACUGAACAGUUUAUUUUUUUAUUUUCACAAUCUUUUUUCUAAAACUCUCUACAUACUGGGUAUGCUGAUAGUCCGUAGGUACACUGGUAUGACUGGUACGGUACUGUCCGAGCUUUAAUCGUUACAUGAAACUGGGAACAUUGGUCUUAACUCUUAACCAUUAAUAAAGUCAAGCUAGUCUAAUAUUGUUUGAAUAGAUUAGCUUCUUAGUCAUACCAAAAGCUAUAUUGAUCUUGCUGGAGAACUAUCCAGUUGAUUUUCCAUUUACACAUUGAAUCUUUAGAUUUUUGCAGAGUGGGACAAUAAUCAAAAUGAAUAUUUUGUAUUUACUGCCUGUUAUGUACUCAAAUAAUUUCACCAGUUAUGUUCUUUAAACUGAACCUUAAUGGAGCAAAAUAGCAAGAAAAGAUCCAUGCCACUGACCUCAAAUAAUCGAGACAUUACAGCUUGUUAUUGUUGUGUUUUUAUCAUUUUGUUAUAUGUUUAUAGGUAACUGAUGAGCAAGUUCUGAUGUUACAAUGGUGCAAGGUUUCUGCUUAGAGGGGGCCACAGGGUAUUUUCAUUGUGUGUAUAUUGUGUAGUGUAGAUAUCUUUGUUGUUUCUGUUGUGUGCAGACUGUUAAUCAUGAACCCAUAGGACAUUCACAGAGAUGAUCCUCUUGUAUGCUUAUUUCUUUUGUUUCUUUUGCUUGUAUGCAUAAUGUCUCCACCAAUACUAGCUUUAGAGAGAACUAGUGUCUGCAAGCUUACCUUAAAAUUGCAGAUGUUGCAUGACUCAAGCCCUUAUCACCUAGACUGCAAAGAAAGAACGUUCCGUGACACCAAGACCCACCUUCUAGUUCUUUUACUUGUCAAGUAUUACAUAAGGCCAACAUAAACAAUACUAAGGUUAUGAAAAAUCUAGGUGCCUUUUGAUCUCAUAAAAUAUAACUGAAGGAAAAGGAAACAUGAACAAUAAUAAGGGGAUCCUGUUCAGUUCAAGAAGAUGAACUUGUGGUCCUGACAGUUCUUCAAAUAAUAGGAAUUUUUGUUCUCUGCCACUGGCAUUUCAUGCAUUGUGAAUGUCAACUAGUCCUCCUAAGGACUGCCAGUAUUAAUCUUAAAUCAUAGUAUUGCGAACUUUCUCACUUGUUUUGGUAGUGGGAUGUUUUUGUGUAGAAGAAUCUAUGUAUGACUAUCCUCCUAAGAGGCUGUUACUUAUCAUUAGUGUGUAGUUAGAGCUGUAACUUCUGUUGCCAUGCAGCCUAUGGGGAUGUCUACU